Messenger RNA from Endocarpon pusillum Z07020, 3846 nucleotides. RefSeq lists its product as uncharacterized. Gene Ontology annotation, cellular component: plasma membrane. Gene Ontology annotation, molecular function: calcium-activated cation channel activity. Lineage: Eukaryota; Fungi; Ascomycota; Eurotiomycetes; Verrucariales; Verrucariaceae. The record is from RefSeq and is a predicted model, not a curated record. The transcript is spliced from 2 exons. The coding region runs from base 1 to 3846 and encodes 1281 amino acids.
AUGUCAAGCAUUGAUACUGUGCUGAGUGGGAACAGCAGCAAUACCAAUGUCGACAAAUACGCAGGGCAAAGUGCAAGCGCCUUCGCUGCUUCACUGGUUGUCUCCAUCAUCGUCUUCGCAGUUGAAGGUGGUCUUUUCGUUUUAAUUAAAGACCGUUUCUCGCGAAUAUAUCAACCUAGGACCUACCUCGUACCCGAACGCGAGAGAACGACGCCCACUCCCCCGGGGUGGUUCAAGUGGAUCAGCUCAGUGGUGCACACAUCAAAUUCUGAUUUCGUUGAGAAAUGCGGUCUGGAUGCCUACUUCUUCCUCCGCUACCUCCGAACUCUACUUAAAAUAUUCUUCCCCGCCGCCUUCGUGAUACUGCCGAUUCUAAUACCACUAAAUUUUGUUCACGGUAGAGGGGCUUCGUUUGCCUCGGGGAACGGUGAUGCCGCGGCCUCCAAUGUGACGGGAUUGGAUACGCUGGCGUGGGGAAACGUUCGGCCAACUCACACUUCGCGAUAUUGGGCCCACUGGAUACUUGCGCUGUUUCUGAUUUGCUAUGUCUGUUACGUGGCCUUUGACGAGCUGCGAGUUUACAUAAGGAUGCGGCAAGCAUACCUGACGUCCCCACAGCAUCGGUUGCGCGCAUCUGCAACUACGGUAUUGGUAAGCUCUAUACCGCGCAAAUGGUGCACAGUCGAGGCAUUAGAUGGGCUUUAUGAUGUAUUUCCUGGUGGAAUCCGCAACAUCUGGCUGAACCGGAACUUUGAUGAGUUAAGUGAAAAGAUUCGACGCCGAGAUAAACUUGCUUUGAAACUGGAAAGUGCCGAAACAGACCUGAUCAAGAAAUGUUUCAAGGCCAACGAGAAGAAGGUCGCCGCCGAAAACAAAAAGGCGGGCAAAAGAUUGACGAAGGAGGAGAAAUUAAAAAUCGAGGCUGCAAGAGACGAGAAGGGUGCUCAGAAUGCCACAGGACACGGUCUUUCUUCGGGAAACCCCCAUCAGGUACAGCACACCGUUCAAGAUGUAGUGGGUGGCACCCAUGAUUCAAACUCCGAAAGUGAGAGUGUCAGUGUCCACGAAGAUGCACAUCAGAAGACUAUUCUCCCAAUUCCGGUACUGGGUCAAGGAAUCCACGCUGUGACCCAAGGUAUUGAAAAAUUAGGCAAAGGAGUACUCGAUGGCUUGAAGCGAGCCGACAAGGAUUUGAACAAAACCAUUGAUACAACAAAUGGGUUUUUACCUCCUGACCAGGAGCCACGAUCCCUGAACAGGGAUGGCAGCAAGCAGGCUGAGACUCAUCUCGAUGGCGGCCAUCAAAAUGCUCACCAGCAUCGUCAUACACGAGGCCGCGGCAGAGGGCGCGAUUCUGCUGGACAUGUCCAAUCCCCGAACUCUUUGGCAGGCACAGAUGGAGAAUGGGAGAAUAUUGGUCACUCUGCUUAUAGCGAUGACGAGCAUCGACCCUUGGGUCAGCCGAGUCCAAUCACCCCAAAGAAACCCUCCAUGGCAGGCCCGGAAACACCAGAAUCGAAAUCGGAGGGCAAGCGGCAUGCGUUGAAGAGUGUUCUGGGUCUUUCAGCGAAGGACUCGGAGCCUGUGGGAUAUCGUUCCGCCUACAACGAGGAGCGGGAGAAAGACGCCGAGGACGCUGCAUGGAGGCAGUACGUUGAAGAAAAGGACCGAAAUACCAUGCGGCUACCCAUUUUUGGCUGGCAGUGGAUGUUUGCCCUGCCUUUGAUUGGGAAGAAAGUCGACACGAUUUACUAUUGUCGCAAGGAAGUCGCUCGGCUCAACCUAGAAAUUGAAGAAGACCAAGCAAAUCCUGACCGAUUUCCUCUGUUGAACUCAGCUUUCAUUCAAUUCAAUCAUCAGGUGGCUGCGCACAUGGCCUGUCAGAAUGUCAGUCACCACUUGCCAAAACAAAUGGCGCCCAGACUGGUCGAGAUCGAUCCAAAAGACGUCGUUUGGGAAAACAUGUCGAUUCCCUGGUGGCAGAGCUAUAUACGGACAGCAGCUGUUAUCUCUCUUGUGGCCGCCAUGAUCUUUUUGUGGGCUAUACCUGUGGCUUUCACUUCCGCCUUGUCACAACUGGCCACCCUGGCCCGGACAGUCACCUUCUUAGAAUUUCUGCUCAAAUUACCGACCUGGUUCAUAUCGGCACUGCAAGGUGUGCUUCCCGCAGUAUUCCUUGCCCUCCUUAUGUUUCUACUCCCCAUGAUCCUCAGAUUUCUGUCAAAAGUGCAAGGCACCCAGUCUGGUAUGCUCGUUGAGCUUUCGGUCCAGAAAUAUUACUUUUUCUUCCUUUUCGUCCAGCUCUUCUUGGUCGUAUCUGUUGCCGCGGCAGUCUCGACCAUCCUUGACCUGUUCACUGGAAGGGACUCAGUCACCAGUGUUCCGAAAAUACUGGCAACCAAUGUUCCGCGUGCGAGCAAUUAUUUCUUCUCCUACAUGCUUCUCCAGGCCUUGUCCGUGAGUGCUGGUGCUCUUGUACAGAUUGGUGGUUUGAUCAGCUGGUUUAUUCUUGCCCCUCUGUUCGAUAGCACGGCCAGGAGCAAGUUCAAACGCCAAACUCAAUUGUCGGAGAUACAAUGGGGCACUUUCUUCCCAGUGUACACCAAUCUGGCAUGUAUUGGACUGAUAUAUUCCGUCAUUUCGCCGUUGAUCCUGCUAUUCAACAUCAUUACAUUCUCCCUUUUCUGGUUUGUGUAUAGGUACAACACCCUCUAUGUCACCAGAUUUACUCGAGAUACGGGGGGCUUGUUGUACCCAAUCGCGAUCAACUACACCUUCGUCGGAGUAUAUGUCAUGGAAGUCGUGCUCAUUGGCAUGUUCUUCCUCGUCCGCGAUGAUCAGGACAAUGUUGCUUGUUAUGGUCAAGGAGUGGGCAUGGUUGUGAUCUUGAUCCUUACCGGCAUCUAUCAGAUCCUGCUCAACGAAGCUUUCAGUCCAUUGUUCAGAUACCUACCUAUCACUCUCGAAGAUGACGCUGUCCGACGGGAUGAGGAGUUUGCUCGCUCUGUACGCCAGAAGCAUGGUAUCAUCGAGGACGAGGUAGAUGGUGAGGAUCUGGAGGACGAGCUGGAGAGGCGUGAGCAGGGUUCUCGCGAAGAAGAUCGAGAAGUCGAGGAGUAUGAGUUGAGGCAGCUGGAGGCACGCAAGCACCGUAAGAGUCAGAAAGAACAUGAGCCCUACCAGUAUCAAAACCCUGAGGUGACGAUGGACCUCGAAAGGACCAGCAAAACGUGGCAAUUACUCACUGCAACGAGCCGAAAGGCGAACACUGCUGUUCAUAAACUACCCGGGCCCAUCCCGGGUCAGCGAAGCAGCUGGGCAGACCGCUCCCGUAACCGUCGCUCUUCGGUCUUUAGCAAGUCUAUCAGCCCUACCGCUGCGCAAUCGUCACGAUCAGAGUCUCCUUCUACGCAUCCCCGGAAACAUGAUAGCAAUCACGAUGGCGUGCGCCACAAGCUACCUGCUCGCAAUGCUUUCGACGUUGUGAACAAUUUCAAUCCCCUUCUUGGCAACGAAAAGGAUAUGGAAGCGCAGAAAGCUGCUCGAAAUCAACUUUCAGAAGCACUCUUUGCUGGCAUCCAUGAAGAACUAGAAGACUUGACACCCGAGCAGAGAGAUGUUCUUGUGCAAAGAGCUUUUCAACAUACUGCACUGCGAGCGAGAAGGCCUGUGAUUUGGCUGCCGAGAGACGACCUUGGUGUGAGUGAUGACGAGGUUAGACGCAUGGCAGAUUUCAGCCGGAACAUCUGGGUCAGCAACAUCAGACAAGGUCUGGAUAGCAAAGGGCGGUGUGUGUAUAGUGGUGCUCCUCCGGACUUUUCCGAGGUAGAUCUCAUCCGGCUGUAA